Messenger RNA from Closterium sp. Naga37s-1, 4466 nucleotides. Lineage: Eukaryota; Viridiplantae; Streptophyta; Zygnematophyceae; Desmidiales; Closteriaceae. The record is from the annotation of a GenBank genome assembly.
GACCUGGCGUGGUCCGCGCUGAUGGGCGGCUGGCGAACAGCGACGGAGCGAGUGAUGGUGACAGCCGGGGGUUGGCAGCAGCCGUGCUGGACGCAGCGGCACUCCUGCCCGAGAUUGCAGCACUGCGUGUGGACGCCGCUGCUGCAGCCGCCGACAGGCUGCCUCUCCUCCUCCUUGACAGCGGCGUUGGUGCCGCUGGCAUGGCGGGCCCUGCUACAACACUGCCGCCGCUGCUACAGCCACUGCUGCUGUUCCCUGGUGGAGAAGAUACUGCGAGAGCAGCCAGACGUGGGGCAGCUGUACCUGCUCAUCCAGCCGCGGGGGGACACCACCGCGCACCAGCGCCUCGCCUCCCAGGUGCGGCAACAGGCCCUGCACGCUGCUCCUCCCCACCCCUGCACACGCCUCGCAGUUCUAGAUGCUCCACUGCACGCCUCCUCACCUGUGUGAUUCCAUCGGCCAUUUUUGGGCAUCUGAAGCAGCGGUACGGCGAGGGCUACGAGGCGUUCAUGAGCAGCAAGCUGACGGCGGUGGACGGCAACAUAGGCGAGGAGAACCUGGGUCUCAGCGUGGUCACCAGUGCUGCUCUGGCGGAUAAAGUGGAUCUCAUCAUCACUCCGCUGCCACCACUGACUUUGACGCCCGCGUACGUGAACGGCAAGCGCAAGGGGCAGGCCAUGGAGCGCCCCUUCGCACCCGGGGACACCAUCGCAGCGGAGAUGCUCGCACAGGCCGCACACUCCCCUGCUGCCUCUGCUGCGGCUGCUGCAGCAGCAGGCAUUCCCGCGCUAGACGUGGACGGGGAGGUGGCGUUUGCGCAUAAGGAGCGCGCGGAAGUGGAGGCGGCGGCAGUGGCGAGGGGUGCGGGCAAGGACGAGGUGCUGGCUGCUGUGAAUGCACACAUGUCCGCCCUGGGCCGCGCCAGGGCGCAGGUGUUUGGGUGGCAGGACGCGUACGUGCUGUCCAAGGCCAUGAGGGGAGAUGACACUGGGGGAGCAGCGCGGGGGAGCGCAGCGGCUAACCCUCUGCAUGUGAAGACCAUUGCCGAUGCUGCCACUGACCAUUUUGCUGCCAAGCCCAUGAAGCAGAAGGAUGGCUCGCCCAUUUCUGUCGCUCCGGCUAGGGUCUUCAAAUUCCCCAUGCUGUUCCUCCUGGACCUCUGGAUCCGAUACCAGCUCCCCAUGCUGGGCUCACAGCAGCAGCUGCGAUUCAACAGUGCGCGGGCCGUGCUCCUCACCUCGCCUCCUCUGGCUGCUUCCGUCCUGUCGGUUGAGGAACGCCUACGAAGGAGGGGAGAGGGACUUGACGAUACGCGCAAUCCUGCUCAUCGUUCGCCCUCGCACCGCAUAUCUGAGGACGGGUCGCCGCAGUUAGCGGUAGAGCUGCCUCUCGCGCACCUGUCGGACGCGGUCGCGGUGACGCUGGGCGAGUUCCUGGCGACGGCGUGUCCAGAGCUGCAUAUCGUGGACGUCAGCAGCGCAGACGCGGUACCCACCGUGAGCGGCCACGGCAUUCUCUUCCUGCUGCGCGCCGUGGGACCGCACCUGCAGCACGCCAACCUCUCCAACAUCCCGCUCGGCCGCGAGGCCUUCAGAGAUCUGUUCCAGCGCGGGCUGAACGCGCGCAGCCUGUGCUUCUCCUUCUGCCGCGUGCGCAAGCUCGACUUCGUGGGCGCGUUCCCGCGCCUGCGCUCCCUCGUGCUGGACCACAACCCCGCCAUCACGUGCCUCCCCGACGGCUGCUUCUCCAACGCGCCGUCGCUCACGUCGCUCUCGCUCUGCGCCACGGGCAUCUCGAACCUCUGGACCACUGUCGCCGCGCUAGCCAAGCUCCCCCUCUUGACGCAGCUCCGCUUUCAGCGGUGCAUGUGCUGCCGCGGCGACACGUCCGCGUGCGCGGAGCUUGCAGCGGGGCUGGCUGGCGAUGCCCGCGGACGCGGACGAGGGCGCGCGGAGGGAGGUGGCGAGAGCAAAUGCUGGGUGAGGAGGAGGAGGAGGAGGAGGAGGAGGAGGGAGGAGGAGGAGGAGGAGGAGGAGGAGGAGGAGGAGGAGGAGGAGGAGGAGGAGGAGGAGGAGGAGGAGGAGGAGAUGUUUGACGGGGAUGCGAGUGAUGAGCGUCCAGAGGAAGAGGAGGAGAGCGACGAGGACGAGGAAGAGAGAGAACGCAGGGAUGGUGAGUUUCGCCACGUGGGCAUGCCAUGGCAGCAGGUUCUGUCUCGUGAAGCGAGGGGACUGAGGCAGGGAGGUGGAGAGCAGCAGGACGCAGCAGAAGCAACAACCGCGGGGAAUAAUGGCGGUGCAACAGGCGCGGGAGCUGAGGGUCUUGGCCCCAGAGCAGUCCCUCUGGGCCCAUCACCGCGCAUGCGUCCCGGUCGCCUUCACCAGCAUCAACCUCUGUUUCGGCCCAUUCCUGCUGUCCGCACUGCUGCUGCUGUGCCAGAUAACAUGGCGGUGAGGGAAGGCGAGCGCGCACAGGCGGAGGGCGAGUGCGAGAGCAGCUUUGAGCCGCUGCCGUACGGGCUGGGCAGCAUUGGUAACGUCGUGCACCUGCUGAGACGCAGAGAGAUCCGCGCCCCGCUCAGAGCACUCGCCUCUGUUGCUGCCCGCCCACUUCCCAGCCAGCAAAGCGUUUCCAAGGAAAAAUUGCCUCCUGUUGGUGCUGUAACUGCAUCUUCUGACUGCGUGACUGGCAGCAGUGGCAGGCCUGCGGGAGGCGCAGCAACGGAGGAGCUGGUGGGGGGACAGCAACGGCAGCAAGACAGGGUCGCGGGCGUAUUGGGCAGUGGGAGCGGGGAUGGUGCUGACAGCCAACGAGUGGGGCAGACCGACAUGGAGUAUUCGUCGCAUGAUAGCGAGGGUGACGAAAAUGGUGAUGGCGAUGAUGGUGACGAGGAUGGCGGUGGUGCAGGGAGAGGCAAUGCGCGGUGUUGUGGGAAGGGCAAAGCACCUGUGGAGGAGCAGGACCCAGAAUCCGCCUCUGCACGUCUGUGGCGUGCUACAGCCGGAGCCAAGGGCGGUAGUGUGGAGGGCUACAGGCGCGCUCUAGGAGCCAACCGAGUGGGCUGUAGCAGCUGGCCCGCCAGCCGCCCCAUGACCUGCCCUCUGCGCAACGCAGGGCUGGACGCUCCCAGAACGAUGUCGUCGAGCCUGCGGCCACGGCAGUUUGAGUACCAUCCAACGGAGGCGCAUCUGAUGGUGUUUGGCACGCUGCACGGGGAUGUGGUGGUACUCAACCACGAGUCAGACCGCCUCGUGGGCCACGUGCAGUCCGUUGUUCUCACUCAUUCUUCUCCCCUCCUCCGUGCCCCUCACCCGCCCUACCCCACUCUCCUCCCUCCAACUCCUCUUUCCACCUGCCUGUCUCCUCUCCCUGUGCCUCUCCUCUCCAUGUGUGCCACCACAGCAGCAGCAGCAGCAGCAGCAGCAGCAGCAGCGGCAGUAGCACCGGCGGACUUGACCACCCCUCCGGCUGUGCUGGCAGCGCCAGCAGCUGGUGCAGGACGCACAGGAGGUCUGGUGUCAGACAGUCCGCUUGGUCUUGGUGGUUCUGCAAGUGGAAGCUCUCCUGUGACUCCUGGACGGUUGCGGCACCCUGCCAUCCACACAUAUGAUGAGUUUGAGCAGCUCACGUCCGUGCAUGUCAACUGCACUGAUGACCUCUUCCUCGCCAGCGGGUAUGUGUUUCUAUACUGUGAUGCUGCCACGCUUCCCGUACCCUCCCUCUCCCCUUCCUUGUUACUGCCUUGGUACUCGAACCACGUGGGGCUGUACGACCUGCACACGGGGCGGCGGCUGCACACGCUGCACAACCUGCACCGCGAGCACAUCAACGUGCUCAAGUUUGCCCACCACUCGCCGCACGUCUUCGCCACCUCCUCCUUCGACCGCCACGUCAAGCUCUGGGACGCGCGUCAGCGCAUCUCGUCCUCGUCUGGGGGCGGGUUCGGGGGGCUGUUUGCGCAGGGGCGGGAGAGCGUGCGGCCGAUUUACUCUGUGCGCAGUGACCGUGGCAAUGUGAUGGUGUGCUUCAGCCCUGAUGAUCAGUUCCUGCUGUCCUCUGCUGUUGACAAUGAGGUGCGGCAGCACAUAGCAGUGGAUGGUCGGCUGCAGCAGCGGUUUGAGAUAGCGGCGCUGGGCAGUGCGCACAACUACACGCGGUCCUACUACAUGAACGGGCGUGACUACAUUGUAUCAGGCAGCUGCGAGGAGAACGUGGUGCGCAUCUGCUGCGCUAAAACCGGUCGCCGCCUCCGCGACAUCCCCCUGGAGGGCAAGGGCGGCAAGAGCUCCCUCUACGUGCAAUCUCUGCGAGGAGACCCCUUCAGGGACUUCCAUCUGUCGGUGCUCGUGGCCUACAGCCAGCCCAACUCCCCCUCAGACAUUGUCAAGGUGAAUCUAGUGGCGGGUCCUCCGCACCGAAAGGGCCUAGACUUUCAGACUCGGCCGUUGGCGUCAGUGGGUGCGUAG